Messenger RNA from Salvelinus sp. IW2-2015, 4135 nucleotides. Its product is annotated as leucine-rich repeat-containing G-protein coupled receptor 4. NCBI's taxonomy places the organism in Eukaryota, Metazoa, Chordata, Actinopteri, Salmoniformes, Salmonidae. Gene Ontology annotation, molecular function: protein binding. The record is from RefSeq and is a predicted model, not a curated record.
UGUGGCAGGUUGUCCGGCAGGGCGCUUACCGAGUGAGCAAGAAAAAGCGGGCUGCUGGUGGCAGGGAGCAAAGGAAGGAAACGUGAGGAAUGGCUGAAAGCUGACUGUGUUUUUCUACAGGAAACAAAUCAGGAGAGGGAAACGAUAGCUAAAAUAAGUCACCAAGUGUUUCCCAUUUCGGUUGGAGAAUUGUAUUGAGGCUUCUUAUUUUGUCCACGCACGGAUCCGCCUGGUUUUCUGAUUUAAUGGGACAACGAAAACGGAAAAAGCAAAAGGUGCCAAUUUUGUCGUCUGUGUGGACGGUUGCUACUUAUUUUUAUGGGACCAACACUCCACACGGGAUGAAUAGGAACAGGAGGACACUUAGUGCAAGGUAAACCGCAUUGUUUGAGUAAAGAAAAUGUCCCAGAUUUGACAGGGGUAGUUAAGGAUAUAUGUUUGGUGGGACUGAUGCAUUAACAUGUUAUAUCCUUGAAGUGGUCGACUACCUAUCAACAAGAAUACGCAUUCAAGCUUCUUGGACAAGCCAUCACAACAGAGUAGUCACAUGAAAAGUGGCCUACAUGUCCUUAUAAGAGAAACACGUAAAGCCAUUUUGCUCAGUCUGAACAGAAGAAGAACAUGCGCGUGUUUGUCAUCUGGAUAUUUUUGCGGUUGUUUUCACUACGGAAUGGUGCGGCUGGUCAAGGACAAUCCACUCCGGCUAUUUGUUCGUCCUCAUGCAGCUGCGACGAGGACGGAGGCGCCGAUUGCUCUGGGAAAGGUCUGACCACUGUCCCGACUGGUCUAAGCGCCUUCACCUACUAUCUUGACAUCAGCAUGAAUAACAUCACAGAGCUCCCGGCAUUUGUCUUCAAGAACUUCCCCUAUCUAGAAGAACUACGACUGGCAGGAAAUGACCUCUCAUUCAUCCACCCUGACGCUCUGUCUGGACUACAUCAGCUCAAAGUCCUGAUGUUGCAGAAUAACCAGCUGAAGACUGUUCCAAGUACAGCUAUAAAGAACCUCUACUCUCUACAGUCUCUACGUCUGGAUGCCAACCACAUCACGACGGUGCCUGAGGAUAGCUUUGAGGGCCUCCAGCAGCUCCGCCACCUCUGGCUGGAUGACAACAGCCUGACUGAGGUCCCAGUGGGCCCCAUGAGACACCAGGCUAACCUGCAGGCUCUCACCCUGGCACUCAACCGCAUCACCCACAUCCCCAACAAUGCCUUUGCCAACCUCUCCAGUCUGGUGGUGCUGCAUCUGCAUAAUAACAGAAUUAAGGAGAUUGGGGAGAGCUGCUUCACAGGGCUAGAGAACCUAGAGACGCUCUACCUGUUCACAGCAGCAGUGUACACCCAGCUGUACUGUGGCUUGGGCAGGGUGGAGCUGGCAGACCAGGAGCAGGCAGGGGCCGUACGCCAUGUGGCAUGGCUCAUAUUCACCAACUGCAUCUUCUUCUGCCCUGUGGCAGCCUUCUCCUUCGCCCCUCUACUGGCUAGGUCUGGCACCGUGGGGGGCCCUGAGAUCGCCAAGUCCAUCACGCUCAUCUUCUUCCCCCUACCGGCAUGCCUUAACCCCGUGCUCUACGUUUUCUUCAGCCCCGCCUUCCGGGAGGACUGGCUGCGGCUGCGGGGCCAUGGAGCUGUGGCCCGGGGGGUGAAGGCUGGGCAGUGUGCAGGGGGCUCUGGGGUUGUGGAUGGGGACGGGGACUCCUCCACACAGCUGGGCUAUGACUGUGGGGUGUACUCCCAGCUCUGUGGGGAAACYGGCYUGUGUGAGCGCUGCGAGGCGGCUCUACACGCCAGGACCUCUUCCUCCUCAUCAUCAGUCUGCAGACACUUGGUGAAGUCCCACAGCUGCCCUACCCUCUCGGCUGGUGCGGCAGCGGGCCAGCGUACGGAGGGCUACUGGGCAGACAGCGGCACCCUCCCUGCCCAGUCAGAGUACGCUGACGAGGGGGACUCGUUUGUGUCCGACAGUUCCGACCAGGUGCAGGCCUGUGGACGAGCCUGCUUCUGCCAGAGCCGAGGGCUCCCUCUGGUCCACUACGCAUACAACAUACCUCGCAUCAAAGACUGAGAAACUCUUCAGCUGUGUUUGUGUGUGUGUGUGCAUCUGUGUUUGUUUGUGUGUGCAUCUGUGUUUGUUUGUGUGUGUGUGUUGGACACUAUAACAAAAAGAAAAGGUUUGUGAUACACAACAAAACAUGUGCAUGUGGGUCCCUGCACACAAAUCAUUCAGGAAGCACUUCUUUAAUCACUGUGUGAAACAGACUCAACUGUCACAAAAAGGGAAUCUGGCAUUAAAUUAGACUUCUCUGAGACUUUUGGCCAACACUUGUUUUGCCCAUCAAGAUUUACAACUGAUUCCUGUGUGUGAUAACACCAAACUGGCUGUAAAAAAUMUAACAAAAGAGGAAACCUUUCCACCAGUGCCUGCUUCUUGGUUUAGAGCAAAUUCGCCUGCUUCUUGGUUUAGAGCAAACUCAUUAUCAAGAUGUUACAAGCCUGAAUUCAUCUGUCACAUCUCUUGCUAAGGCAAGGAUCUAUGUGCCAUCCUUUUGUAGGUUCUACCUGUAGCUAGCUAUACGUUUUAUUUUAUUGUCAUUCCCUGGUCUGUCGAUUUUAAAGCCUUGCCAUAAUCGCUAUUCAUUUGUAUAUGUAGCAAAUGUAAUCAUAAUCCUCAUUCUAGGGUUGUUUUUCAUAUGAGAAUGUAAAGUAACUGAAAGGAGAAUUGUAUGGCAGCGGCUUUAAAUUAAGGGGUACUGACAAUGUGUUAAAUAUAAUCUGAAAGCUGCAUUUUCAGCCCUCCCAAUGUGAGCCAACUGAAUCUCCAGUCUGAAUCUGUUCAUGUAACUUCACAUGCCRUGUAUUCAUUCCUCAAGAGUACAAGACAAUGACUUAAAUGUUUAUUAUCUUUGACAAUAAGUGUCAACAAUUCUUCCUCYCUAUGAGUGAUAAAGUCUUGGAUGUCACGUGGGAAUGGAAGAGYGCACUGUUUUAACAACAGUCUUCCCAGUUGUUUUGGAGACUUUUAUGACUUUGUUUGUUUUGUCUCUUGGACUGAAAAUCAUUUCGUUGAACUGUGCUUUACCCCCAGGAUCGUUCUAAUUUAUUGCUUAAAGAGGAGCAGAAUGUCUGGGCCAAGGACAAGGUUAUUUCAGGUGUCAGGAAGUUGGCUUUGAAAGGUGAAUGCAGCAUGUACCAAGUUCAAGCUAAGCCUCUGGCGCUGAAUGUUGAUGCCACACAAAGGCCUUCAUUUCUGGAUUGUUCUCUGAGACAGAUCGCGUUGUAGUAAAAUAUAUAUAUAUAUAUUUUUUUUUUAUGGACAUCAUUGGUGCUCACAACCCAUUCAUUUUGAUCAAGAUGCAUACAAUCCCACAGCUCAGCAGUGUAGCCAGUGUAAUGGAUAUCAUGGUAUAUAUUAUAAUAUAAUAACAACAUAUAAUGUAGAUAAUGUUUCACUAUGAAACAUUUUAUUGGAUCAGGUUUGACUGUAGGGGAAUAUCUGUUUGAUGUGCACGAGCAUGACUUUGCGUAUGGGGCCUGCACCACACCACACCCUAGGAGCUUGUAUCCACAUGUGUAAUUCAUGCGAGCGCUCAGGAAAUUAGGCAAUGUAGGGAUGCCUUGACUCCCCUCAACAUUUUGUUAAUGUGUCCACAUUAUGAAGCUCAUUGGCUUUUGAAAUUAUAUCACAAAGUUUCUUAUUUUUGUAUGGAUUUGUCAAUGUUUUGACUGAGUGUAAUUUUAACACCAACCAACUGUCCAGAUUGUAUUGGAGAUGUUAGAAGCCCUUAUGUGCAAAUUCCAAAUUGGUGUGUAUUGCUGUCUGUUUAUCCAUKUGUAAAUUAUUUUUGAUAGAAAAAACAAUAAUCAAGAAUGGGAUGCAUUGUCUAACCACGGAAGCUACCUCUUCAACUUUAGUGGCUACCAGCAGUGCUUUGUAAGGUGUGUGUUCUUAUGCUAUUGAUAUUUUGUUAUUUUGGUUUGAACUGUAGGCUUUGUUUGUAAAUACAUCUGGUUGUACAGCAUCACUGAAUUUAAGUCACGACUUUAGUUGAUGCCAAUUGUGGGAGGAAUGUACAGUAUGUACUGUAUACUGUGAUUUUUGUAAACCAAAAUAUAUAAAACCAGUUGCUUAAAAAAGA